Molecule: messenger RNA, 1573 nt
Organism: Alosa alosa (allis shad)
Lineage: Eukaryota; Metazoa; Chordata; Actinopteri; Clupeiformes; Clupeidae
Gene: msmo1
Product: methylsterol monooxygenase 1
Exons: 6
Coding region: 71-937 (288 amino acids)
Biological process (GO): sterol biosynthetic process
Molecular function (GO): iron ion binding; C-4 methylsterol oxidase activity
Source: RefSeq, a predicted model, not a curated record
CCUGCAUCUGUUGUUUUCAGGUAGGUGAAACUGCUGUGGUGAACAGGCUACCGGUUCAUGUUCCUCAGUCAUGGAUGUGAAUGGAAGUGUGACGGUCCUCUCCUCUGCUCUCCUGGCAGUGGACUAUGUUGAUUCAGUUCUGCCAGAGAAUCCCCUGCAACAGCCACUGCAGCAAGCAUGGAACCACAUGCUGCAGAGCUACACCAAGUUCCAGAUUGCUACCUGGGGCUCACUGGUUGUGCAUGAAUUCAUCUAUUUCUUCUUCUGCCUGCCUGGCUUCCUCUUCCAGUUCCUCCCCUUCAUGCAGAAGUACAAGAUUCAGGCGGAUAAGCCCGAGACAUGGGAGAAACAGUGGAGGUGUUUCAAAAUGCUGCUCUUCAAUCACUUCUGCAUCCAGCUGCCUCUGAUCUGUGGAACCUAUUACUUCACUGAGUUCUUCAACAUCCCUUAUGACUGGGACACAAUGCCCCGUUGGCCGCUCCUCCUGGCCCAGUGUUUUGGCUGUGCUGUGAUUGAAGACACCUGGCAUUACUUCCUCCACCGAGCUUUGCAUCAUCGCAGAAUCUACAAAUACAUCCAUAAGGUCCACCAUGAGUUUACUUCUCCCUUUGGAAUGCAGGCUGAAUAUGCUCACCCUCUGGAGACUCUGAUACUGGGGGCUGGAUUCUUCAUUGGCAUCAUGGUCUUCUGCAAUCAUGUGAUACUGCUUUGGGCCUGGGUGACCUUCAGACUCUUGGAGACCAUUGAUGUGCACAGUGGUUAUGACAUUCCUCUGAACCCUCUGCACCUGAUUCCAUUCUAUGCUGGGGCUCGUUUCCAUGACUUCCAUCACAUGAACUUUGUGGGGAACUAUGGGUCCACCUUCACCUGGUGGGACAAGCUGUUCAGCACAGAUGCCCAGUUCCACAAUCAUCAGCAGAAACAGAAACAACAGUGAGGACAGGGCAGUGGAUGUGAGGGGGAAGAUGACAAUGACACAGUAAAUGUGAGAGUGAGUGAGGGAAUGAGUGAGUGAGCGAUUAUGUGAGUGGGUGACGUGUGAGUAUGUUAGUGUGUGAGUGAGUAAACAAGUAUGUGUGAGUGAAUGGAUAUGUUUUGUGGGUGUAUGAGUAUAUUAACAGAGAAGGUUCACAAAUGCACAUUUUUUAUUAUUGUGAGGCUUAACGGAUCUAUGGAUUUGUGUGAUCCUAACAUACCUAACACACACACGCCAUCUUCAGACCUCAUAAUAAACAAACAGAAAUGCUUACUGCUGAGAAGCAUGGACACAGAAGUUUGCAGUGGCGUGAUUUCUGAGCACUUUACAAAUAACCUGAUUUUUCAUUUUGUUUCAUAUUUCCCCCCUUGAUUAAAUUUGUUUAGAUUUUUUUCAUGCAUUGCCUUUUGUAUUUGACUUCAGUUAUGCCUCAAUUUUUCAGAGGGAAUGGUAGGCCCCACAACCUGUUUAAACCUGUACCCUAGGUCCUACCCCAACCCAUGACUUUGUGAAUGUGGACUGGUCACUUUCCUACCCAAAAGUUUAAUUUUGUUUUAUUGCCUUUAAAUGAAAAUAAAAACUUGGAACCCGUUUAAA